AGUAUUUCUAGCGUAAUGGACACCAACCACAUGGAUGAUGGCAUGGAGAUGGAGGUCAUGCCUGGCUACAUUGAGCUCAUCACCAGAGCAUAUUCAGUCAUUUUCAGUGCCUUUAGAGACUGUAAAGACUGCGGACUGGAACUGUCCAUAAAAACCUUGCUGGAUCAUGCCUACAUAACCUGGAUCGAGAUCUUCAUGUUCUUCAUGAGCGCGGUCAUGUGGACGAAGGUGCGCAAGGGACUGACCGUGUACAUCUUUGAGCCUUUUGGACAAUGGUGUUGCAUCCCAUCAAAAGAUGUCUCAAAGAUGCCGGAGAGCGCGUGGAAGCUGGUCUUCUACACAAUGUCAUGGUCAUACAGCACCUACCUUUUGUUUUUCACUAGUUAUUCCUUCUUUCAAAACCCUCCAUCUGUGUUUUACGACUGGAAGAGUGGGAUGUCGGUACCCACCGAUAUUGCGAUAGCUUACCUUAUCCAGGGCAGCUUCUACGGCCAUUCGAUAUAUGCAACGGUCUACAUGGACGCAUGGAGGAAGGACUCCCUUGUCAUGGUGGUGCAUCACUUCAUCACUCUGGCCCUGAUCACAUUCUCCUAUGCCUUUAGAUACCACAACAUUGGCAUUCUCGUCCUCUUUCUCCACGACAUCAAUGACAUUCAGUUGGAAUUCACCAAGGUCAACGUUUAUUUCAAGAUCCGGGGAGGGAAAGAGUACUUCAUCAAUGACGUCCUGUCCAACAUGGGUGCCGUUAGCUUUAGCAUCACAUGGUUUUGGUUCCGUUUGUACUGGUUCCCCCUAAAAGUUAUGUGGGCCUCCUGCGUCACCAGCAUCCAGUCAGUUCCCACCAUCCCUUUCUACUUCUUCUUCAACACACUCCUGCUUGCUCUGCUCCUCAUGAAUAUCUACUGGUUCCUGUUCAUCGUGCUGUUUGUGGCGAAGGUCCUGACAGGCCAGAUGAAGGAAGUAAACGAUGUCCGGGAGUACGAGGAAGAUCAUCUAAAGGAGAGAACAGACACUAACGAUCAGACGUCUAACGAAGGGAACCAUGUGCAGAAUGGGACCAGCAAGAAGAAACAUCAAUAAUAUCUAGAUGCUGCCAUCUGCAGGCACUUAACCAUGACUGCAAGGUACUUACGUGACCUAGUUUGAUUCUAACCUCGGACCGCCAAGGUGAUUGGACAGUCAUACAGAGAACAAGAAACAAAUCAACCAUCGUCUUUGUUUUUGUUAAUCACUGUAAUUGUAAUAUAAUCAUAGCACUGUGAAUGUUAUUUGUUAUUGCUUUAAA
This is a messenger RNA of Rhinichthys klamathensis goyatoka, 1285 nucleotides long. RefSeq names its product ceramide synthase 1 (gene cers1). Bases 16 to 1080 code for a protein of 354 amino acids. Lineage: Eukaryota; Metazoa; Chordata; Actinopteri; Cypriniformes; Leuciscidae. The transcript is spliced from 7 exons. Gene Ontology annotation, cellular component: membrane. The record is from RefSeq and is a predicted model, not a curated record. Gene Ontology annotation, biological process: ceramide biosynthetic process. Gene Ontology annotation, molecular function: sphingosine N-acyltransferase activity.